AUGGGUAGAGCAACCGUCGUGAUAGUUGGCGCCUCUCACGCCGGACUUGGAGUUGCAAAUGGGCUUCUUAAAACCGACUCCGACAAGGUUAAGGUCAUCUUGAUCAACCCAUCGGAGAAGCACUACUUCAAUAUUGCCGCUCCAAGAAUUCUCGCAAAGCCUCAGUUCUUCCAGCCAGAUCAAUAUCUCCUCCCCAUCGAACAAUCAUUUACGCGCUACCCAGAAGGGUCGUUUCAAUUUGUUAAAGGAGAAGCAACUAGCAUCAAUGUCGCCUCAAAGUCAGUCAAGGUUUCAUCGCUACAAUCGGCCCUUGUCUACGACUAUCUUGUGAUUGCAUCCGGCAGCACGACAAGUUCCUCACUACAGGGGGAGCUGGCUCCUUUCAAGCCACUCGGCAAUCAAGAUAUCGAUGCAUCCAUUCGCUCAAUACAAAAGGUCAUCUCCGAUGCGAAAAGUGUCAUUGUCGGCGGAGCAGGCCCGAUCGGUGUCGAAUUUGCUGGCGAACUUGCAGAGGCUUUUGAAACCAAGCCGGGUGCUUCGGUCACCCUCAUUUCAGCGAGCAAACAUGUCUUGCCUAUGUUAAAGGAAAAGGGCAGAAUUAUGGCGGAGAAGGUCCUCACAGAAAAGAAAGUCAAGGUAAUCACCUCACGGAAGGUGGUGGAUGCUGUGCGCAAAGUUUCCGGAAACAAAGCUCAGUGGGUUGUCAACUUGGACAACGGCGAGCAGCUUGAAGCAGACGUAUAUAUAUCUACGACGGGAGCGAUACCAAAUAACCAGUUUGUCCCACCAGAAUUUCUCUCCGCCGAUGGCUGGAUUGCGGUGGACGACAAACUGCGCGUUGCGGGAGGGGAUGGUUCGAUCUAUGCACUCGGAGACAUUACAACCCAACCACUGCGCGUGGUAACAAAAGUUGCAGAGCAGGUCCCUGUGGUUGUGGCCAAUCUCAAGGCUGCAAUUAUUGGCAGGGGAAAGCAUUCUACCUACUCCUCUAAUGAGACUUUGAUGAUGAUUGUGCCGAUUGGAGAAAGUACGGGCACGGGUCAGAUUUUCGGAUGGAAGCCUUGGGGGUUCAUGGUUUCCAUGAUCAAGGGAAAGGAUUUCUUUGUUUCGAAAGCUCCUGGAAUGCUCGGUUUGAGCUGA
This is a messenger RNA of Penicillium crustosum, 1140 nucleotides long. Its product is annotated as NAD(P)/FAD-dependent oxidoreductase. Gene Ontology annotation, cellular component: cytoplasm. The transcript has a single exon. The record is from RefSeq and is a predicted model, not a curated record. Lineage: Eukaryota; Fungi; Ascomycota; Eurotiomycetes; Eurotiales; Aspergillaceae. Gene Ontology annotation, molecular function: flavin adenine dinucleotide binding; electron-transferring-flavoprotein dehydrogenase activity. Bases 1 to 1140 code for a protein of 379 amino acids.